Alternaria alternata is the source of this 999-nucleotide messenger RNA. RefSeq lists its product as hypothetical. Lineage: Eukaryota; Fungi; Ascomycota; Dothideomycetes; Pleosporales; Pleosporaceae. The record is from RefSeq and is a predicted model, not a curated record. Bases 165 to 782 code for a protein of 205 amino acids. The transcript has a single exon.
GCGUGUGGCUGAUCCGUUUCGCUUGGAGAACAAAGGAACCAGAGGACAACCCUUACGUAACGAUGUGGCGGAACUGUGAAACACGAGCGUAAUAUCCAUCCUCAGCAACUGUGCCGCAUUCAGAAUCGACUAAGCUAGUGGCAGCUAAUGAGCUUAUUGGCAGGAUGGCUUCACACCUAGCAGUACAAUGUGCCGCAAUCCACUGUGCUGGUUUCCAAAGGGCAGAAUGCGCCUCUGCACCGCAUGAAACCAAGCUAAUCACUGAAUGUGGCCAUUGCUCUGGCGUAGUUGUGAGGUGGUAUGAGUAUGAGCACAUGCCGCGAUGGGGUAUCACAUCGCAAAUACCCAGGUACACCGCACUCAUGUUCUUUCCAUUCCCUCUCCAAUAUGACUACCUCCUACCUGGAACCAUGGCACCUCAGCGUCGCCCUUCGAUUAGAUACGAUGCCCUAUCCUCCAUAAACUCCUACAGUCUCUUUCCUAGUAGUCGAAAAGCUCCUUCUAUCAGAUCUACGCGCUACCAGGAACCAGCCACAGCAUUCGCCUGGACUACAUCCAAACACGUGCAGCCUUACACCACCUCUACGCCCUCGCCGUCUAGACGAGCAGAUAUAUCAUGCGGAAUACAAUUCUCACGACUCUUCUCCCCUCGUCGCCGUAUCGCUCCUCGUCGAGACCAUCGUAUCCAGCGCAUUUAUGUACCCACCGGAUACCAAUCACUAGACUUCUCAAGCUGGGAAACCUAUUCAGAAACAGCUCGAGAAUUUCAAUUAUACGCAUGAGAAAAAGGGCAAAGUGGUAUCAUUCUCGCUAGCAAAGAAAAUAAAAAAACCAAAGAUGGAAUGAAAUUACGCUUGCAAACGCGCGCUCACCUCGCCCCCUCCUCGUCCUGAGACAAAUCUUUCAAAAUCUUUCCAAUCUGUUUUCCAUAUAUUAUACCCAACAACCAAUAACCACCUUACUCCACGUCCUCAUUCUUGGCUUCAUUUUCUAUGCGAC